CGUGAGCUGCUGCAGACUGCGCGAGCGAGAGAGCUGCUGCUGCUCCGCCAGUGUGCGAAAAGCUAGUGCUAUUCAGUCUGUGCGCGCCAGCAGUUCGCGUCGCGCACGUAAGUUGGCCAUAUUUCUUAUACAAUAGCUAUAUACGCAAAAGCUGUGUCUCUGUCGCUCUCGCACAACCUCGGCCCGUGUAUAAUAAUACGAGACGACACACCGACACGCUUGGCGAUCGCCCCCCGAGCCCCCUAUAUAGCCGACUCUGCUCCCAGUGCCUAGUGAGUACAAGUAUAUAGUGCCCAGUGUGUGUACAGCAUUUGGCCGUGUUGCAAUUUUACUACACAACACACAUCCAUUCACUUUCUCCGAGUGUGUGGUGGCUCUCGUGCGCUAUAAUACACAAGCUCAACACAUAUACCUACGACGCGUGUAUAGCCAAUAGCCAUACGCGCAGGCAGCAAAGCAAAGACAGUCGGACGGACACGGACGUACGUAUACGCAGACGUGUAGGGUGUUUGCCUACGAAACCGACGCAGUUCGAGAGCCGAGCCCCAGCUGCGUCCAUGCGAACGAGACGUCCAACGCACACGAGUUUGUUGUUUUUACCAGGAGAGAAUCGUCAAAAUUUCGCCGUGCGGGCGCGCGAGCUCGCCCAAGUGCCCCGACUUCUCUUCUGUGCCGUGGUGUGCGUGUGACUUUGCAGUGUGAGUGAGUGUCUGCUGCUGCUGAACUGACUGCUCCGAUAUACACGACCGUACGUCACCAGGCGUGUAUGCGACUCUCGGCUCUCCUCCGAUUUUUGCAGUGUUCGCGCGCGUGUGUGUGUGUGCAUCGCGCAGCAGCUGCACUCGUAGACAUAUCGUAACGUAUAUAUAGUGCUGUGCACGAGGGCGUCUGUCAUUCCUCCGCUGCUGCAGGUCGUAGCGAUAGUCGAAGAUUCCAAGUUUCUCUCCAAGAGCAUCCAGUGAGUUCGUCGCUCUUCGGCUGCUGCUGCACUCGCGACUUUCGAACGACGAAACUCGACCACUGCUGCAAUCAUCGACUCCGUGUGUCAGCGUGUGCGAGUGCAUUUGCAUGCUCGCUCCUCGCCGAGGCAUAUCGGCAGCGAGCUCACCUGCACCUAUCCGCGAUACAGCACUGCGGGAAAGUGCGAGAAGGAUAAGUGUACGCAUAUAUAGGCGUACGUGUGUAUUUUGUGCUACACGCGCGUGUGUGUGAGCGUAAUGCUCUCCGUGCUAGAGCGUUAUAGUGGUUGGAGCGCGCGUGUGUGAAUGUGCCCGUCGUGUGUGUAUAGCAGCCAUUUGCACGCGGAAUCCGAGGAAUUCGACUGGCAAAGGAGUCGUGUCGUCGUGCAGCCGACCUGUGUGCAGUGUUUUGUUUCGCCUUGCACUACGCGAAUCCGCGCCUCCUCGAGUUUGCCGUUAUUGUUGUUGUCGUCGUCCUCCCGAGUCGACUGCUCGAUUAUUGCCGAGCCAGCAUAAUACAGCCUGUAUAGCAGCAGGAGGCAUAGUGCAUCGGAUUCGCCGUUCGCGUCUGCUACUCCUCGCAGCAACACGACUAGCAGUUGAAUAAAAAAAUCAUAGCUAUGCAGCUGAUCAGAUGACUGGAGUGGCGCGGAUCAAGCUAUCCAUACGAUGAGCGAGAUCCUAGCGGUGCAGCCACCGCUGCCGCGCUCGGCGACGAGCGGCGGAGGCAGCGGCGCUCGCAUCCAGCACGGCCCGCCACCGACGACGCCGAUUAAUAAUGGCAAUUUCGUUGCCGGUGCUGCUGCAGCUAAUACCACUACUGGCACCACCGCUACUGGGACACAUCUCAAGCGUGGCAAAUUGAGCGCUUGCAACGUGCCACUCGUGCACGGCAAGCAACCACAGCCCGGAGCCGCGAGAAGAUUGUCCACGCAUCAGCGUAAUCACAGUCUUGACUUCAGAUCGAUGGGCAUACUGCUGCCGCCGGUGCCGCAAGUUACGCAAGCACAGGUGCAAACGACGAUGACCCUUCAUCAUCGGAAUCGCAGCUUGGACUCGGCACUGCAGCGCAUACCCGAGGUCGACGUCACGCCCAGUCCGGAGUGUGAGUCGAAUCCAGCCGGCGGCCCGGUCUCCUGCUCCAAUCACGUCAACGGACCCGUGCCGAUCAAACGCAGCCGCGAACGCGAAGAUCUGGCCAGUUUGGGUUCCGACGACUCGGGCAUACUCUGCGGCUCCGACAGCGGUUCCAGUGAUAAUGCCAACGUCAAUACCAGAGAAUCGAGUGCAGACCACUUGCACAGCCGUGAAAGUUUGGAUUCGACGUUAUCCCAUACUGGUGACACCGAUGUCGACGUGGUGGAUGGCGAUUUGUCCGCCCUGUCGCUCGUCGCACCGACAACCGUUGCCGUGUCAUCGAUUCAUCCGAAACUCAUACCGGGCAAGGCUCUGUUGAACGUUUAUCCGAAAACAACGGAGCAAUCUCAACAGCAGCAACAGCUCGAACAGUCGGUACCACCAAAACAACAACAACAACUGCCAGAGUAUCAAGGCACGUUAGAUUUAGUCGCUGUACCAGCUACGCGGGAUCUAGCUGGCGCAGCCAUGACGUUGUGUUGUGGUACGGGACAGCCUGAGGACGAAGACAAACCUAAACCAAAAGUGAAAAGGCAGCAAGAGACGGCGCAGCCUAAACCUUCGGAGGGAUGCUUACUCAGAUUGUUCGAGAGUCAAGUUUUUGACAUGUCCAUGGCUAUCUCAUAUCUGUUCAAUUCCAAAGAACCUGGAGUCCAAUCUUAUCUUGGUAAUAAGUUAUUCAGUUUUCCGUAUGCAGAAUUAGAUUUUUACCUACCACAGUUGGUUUUAAUGUAUAUACAAUUACACGAUGUCACGGAAGUUUUAUAUCCGUAUCUAGUGCAUAGGUGUCGACUUUCUGUAGAUUUUGCGUUGAAAUGCGCUUGGUUACUUGAUGCGUACAGUUCAGAAGCACAACUAACAUCUAAGAAAAAAUCACAUGGAACCAAGUUGAAAACUUUUAUUUUGUCGGAUGGACUUAGACCAAAGGAUAAUAAACGUUUACCGAUAUUGCAAGUUCCGUCGGUCGCAGCUUUGUCUGCUGGGCAGUCGUUAGUUUCACCUAAUAAAAAAACCCACCAAAGAUCUCAAUCUGAUGCUACUGGGCUAUUUCAAAGCUUACGUCGCAAUCAACCCGGUAAAAUAAAAAACAAAAUUAGUCUUGGAGAUUUAAGUUCUGGGCGAGCAUUCGACAACGGAUGUACCUGCUUUGAUUCCUGCCAAGGAGUAGUCAACGAUUUGAGGGGUCAAAAGACUGACUGCGUUUGCAAUGCACCUCGACUUGCGCCUGAGCUUGAGUUCAUUGGAGCGCUGAUAACAAUUGGCAAAUUGUUAAGCACGAUUCCUACAAAAGAGGGUAAAACUGCGAGGCUUAUUGCUGAAUUAAAUCUACUUAAUCUUAAUUUACCGGCAAGGGUUUGGGUACCACUGCACUCAACAGUGCCUCAUCACAUUGUUCGCGUACCACCCCAAUAUGCGGCUGUACUGAAUAGUAAAGACAAAGCUCCUUAUAUUAUAUACGUUGAAGUUCUUGAAGUAGAUGAUUUGUAUACAUCACCAGUGCCAACUAAAAUAAUGGGAAGUUCUUUAAGACACACCAAAUCUGAAGAAAAUCUAACAAAUGGUGAACAAUCAUCUGGUCAACAAAAUGUGCCAACUGAAGAUACGCCACAAACUACUACAAAGCAAACCCCGGUCAGGACAGGACAUGGAAGAAAUCCAGAUGUUAUGUUUAAUUUCAUUGAUGAUGAUCCCAAUGAUUGUUGGAGUCAAGAAGAUGAUGAAAUAACACAGCAGUACCUGCAGUUAAAAAAAUCGAAAGAUCGAGAUACGAUAUCGCAAAUGAGCCAAGAAUCAUCUGACAGUAGAGAACCAGUAUUUGUUCCCGGGGAUGUCAAACGGCGAUUAAAUGAAAUAGCUUCGGCACCCAAUAAAACACCUUUCCAUCAUGAUCCAGAUGAUCCCUCUGCUGCAGUACUCAAAGAACCUUGGGAGCAAAAGCAAAAACGUAUCAAAUCGUCAAGUCCUUAUGGCCAUUUAGCUUCGUGGCGUCUUCUUGCUGUAAUCGUAAAAUGCGGAGAUGAUUUGCGUCAGGAAUUACUUGCUUCGCAGUUACUCAUGAUGCUUCAGAAAGUCUGGCAAGAAGAAAAUAUACCCUUGUGGUUGAGACCGUACAGGAUUCUUUGCCUUUCGAACGAUAGUGGUUUGAUAGAGCCAAUUCUCAACACAGUGUCGCUGCAUCAACUGAAAAAAUUAAAUUGUCAAAUGACUCUGCUGCAAUAUUUUGAGCAAGAGUACGGUCCUAUUGAUUCAGAACCCUUCCGCAUCGCACAAAAAAAUUUCGUCCAAAGCUGUGCGGCCUACUGCCUACUCAGCUAUUUGAUCCAAGUUAAGGAUCGUCACAAUGGUAAUAUUUUACUACAUAGUGAUGGUCACCUCAUACAUAUCGAUUUCGGUUUCAUCCUGUCCACGUCUCCUCGAAACUUGGGCUUUGAAACCAGUCCUUUCAAGCUCACACCCGAAUUUGUUGAAGUAAUGGGUGGAAAAAACUCAGAAAUGUUUGAUGAGUUUAAAUCACUUAUGCUCAAAGGAUUUAUUGCUGCGAGAAAGCAUUUGGACAAAAUCGUCAACCUUGUUGAAAUCAUGAUAUCAGGUGUGCAGUUGCCCUGUUUUAGAAACGGUGGUGCCUCAACAGUUCAGGGUCUUAAAAAUCGUUUUCAUUUGACUCUAACAGAGGAUCAGCUGCGCAGACAUGUUGAUGAUCUAGUGGAAAGUAGUCUUCAUUCUUGGUCAACGAAACUUUACGACCGGUAUCAAUACUUUGCGAAUGGCACGCUCUAAGAAGACUCUGUUCCUACAAAGUAGCGAGUUUUGACUCACAUAUAAUUAUUCGCACAUCCGUCAGAUUUCAAUAAGAGUUUAAAGAACAAAUCAAUUCUACGUAAAAAAUUCAACUUCGUUGCAUUCCAAAAAUGAUUAUAUAGUAGCAGAGAAAAGUACCUAUAUCGAUAAACAUUGGGCCAAGACUGAAAUAUUUAGCUAUGUCCUUGCGCCGCGACUUUAGCUUCUCACUCUAGGAAAUUCAAAUCAAUGCAAUUAAAUUUUAUUUAUGGCGAAAAAUAAUAUAUUAUCUAUGUAUAAUGUAACGCAUGUAAAAACAUAGACUUAUUGUAACGAAAGAUUUCUAUAGACGUUAAUUAGAAGUACCAUCGAAAUGAUUGAUCAGCGGUAGAUGAUGAAUCACGUUUAUUAUACAAUUGACGGUAGUUUCAAAGAUGAACAAAAAGUGUAUACGCAUUCGUGGAAAUACAUAGGCUUUUUGGUAUGUAUGCAUUUCUGACUGACUAAUAAUUGCGCACUAAAUGUUACGGAUCGACAUGAAGUUGUUUAUCAUCUGUAGAUUUCUAGGAAAUUUUAGAGUCUACUGUUGACAAAUUAAUUUGUUGAAGGUGCCUUACACGUAAAAACACAAAUUGUGGAAUCAGUGAAAUUAAUGGAACGUUGAAGAAUUCAAAGUAUAAUACAGUGCAGUGAUUGAAUUGACCGUUGUGUAUAAAAUGGACAAUCUGCAAAUUGUAUAUACUGUCAUUAAUUUAGUUAUAAAUAAAUCAUCAGUAUGUAGAAACAUUCGGUAGAUAAUGACCUGAUGAAAAUGUGUAAGCCCAUGUUAAAUGUGUCUCAAUAAUUUGACAGGGUGAAAAAUGUUUAAUAAUGGAGGUGAAUACUCAACAUAUUUCCUACUUUAUAUAUAUAAUUACAUGUAUAUAUACUGUAUGUAUAAUAAACGAAAAAAACCGUUGGUGUUGCUGUUAUCAUCUUUUAGAAGAAAUAACAGUAAUAUUAUCAACGAAGUUUUCAAAUUACAGUCGUAAAUUUUUAUAUGAUCUUAAAAAUAGAUAAUUUCAUAUAGUUUUAGCUCAUAAGAAGCGCCAAUAUUAGCGUCUUUGUUCGGUUAGAAUAAAUAUCUAACAAAGAAAGAUGAGCCAAAAUAUGCGCUAUAUCAUUCUCGUGUAUGUCUAAACGACUUAUUAUUAAAUUAUGCUUAAAAGUUUAAAUGAAAAUAACUAUUGUAAAUAAACUAAAUUAAAAUUGAUUGUUUAAAAUGUAACAGCAGAUGAAUGUGCAAAGCUUGAUCGCGAGUCAUGUGAAAAGACAAGUCCAAAAUUAUAUUGAUGAAGCGUUUCAUCAACUUCUGGUGACUGAAGUGUCUUAUCAUUUUUUUAUUUUCAUUGUUUCAUUGAUUGACAAAAAAAUUAACAGUGUUAUUGAAAUAAAAAAUGUACAUAAGAUAAAUUUAAUCAAUGAAAAAAAUUCUAUUCGAGAUACAUGUUCAUAAUUCCAUGGCUAUUUGAGAGAACGUUUCUUAUAGUUUUAAUUUAGUUACUUCGUUGUUUUUGAUCUGCGUCGUUCUUUUGCAUAAUAACAAGCUAUUACUGACAUUGAAUAUUAAAUAAAAAAAUCAUAAUUGA
Molecule: messenger RNA, 6502 nt
Organism: Trichogramma pretiosum
Lineage: Eukaryota; Metazoa; Arthropoda; Insecta; Hymenoptera; Trichogrammatidae
Gene: fwd
Product: phosphatidylinositol 4-kinase beta
Exons: 12
Coding region: 1629-4874 (1081 amino acids)
Biological process (GO): phosphatidylinositol-mediated signaling; phosphatidylinositol phosphate biosynthetic process
Cellular component (GO): cytoplasm; membrane
Molecular function (GO): 1-phosphatidylinositol 4-kinase activity
Source: RefSeq, a predicted model, not a curated record